Molecule: messenger RNA, 1703 nt
Organism: Gigantopelta aegis
Lineage: Eukaryota; Metazoa; Mollusca; Gastropoda; Neomphalida; Peltospiridae
Product: radial spoke head protein 9 homolog
Exons: 5
Coding region: 112-942 (276 amino acids)
Biological process (GO): motile cilium assembly; axoneme assembly; cilium movement involved in cell motility
Cellular component (GO): axoneme; radial spoke
Source: RefSeq, a predicted model, not a curated record
UGAUUACUUGGCAACGCCAAACCAAAACAACGAGUGUGUAGACAGCAUUAGGUUUGAGACAUUUGAUUCCAGAAAGUUACAAGACAUAUUAUAUUUAACAAAUUAGAUACAAUGGAAUCAGAAGGACUUCAUCUAAAUAUUGAUUACGUUGGGACUAGUGGCGUAAUUCUCAGCCCAGAGCAAAAGGCCGCACUUCAAACAUCACUUGUCAUCUUACAGAACGAAAAUAGGUUUCACAAGGUAUAUUUUUGGGGGAAGAUCGUUGGCACCAAAGAUGAUUAUUUUAUUGCACAGGGUGCAGAAAAAGAUGAAUUUAAAGGAAGGAGGACAUUUUACAGCAAAGACUGCAUUAACUGGGGUUUACUUCCACCUGCAACUGAAGCCAUGAAAGAGCAGAGUAAGCUGGCAAAGGGAAGAUUUCUGGGCGAUCCAUCCAAUGAGUUUGAACAUGUGGAAAUUAAGAAGAAUACAGAGGGUGAAGAAGCUGUUGAGGAAGAAGAGACUAUCACCAUCAAGGAAGAAGAUCGGUUGGCCUCGGUUAUUAGUGAAAUUGAUGAAGACGUCAGAAUUGUACCACGUGCAGCGUUCAUCAAAACACCAACAGGAGAAGUUGUAGCAAACAGAAGUUUUGAAGGCCUGAACGUACAAGAAGCAGCCAAACUUUGUAACUACUGCCAUUUCCGGGAGCCAAAAUUAAUAAGUGACAAGACACUGCUGCAGAAAGCCGACAUGGACAAAGCUAUUGACUUCUUGGAUAUUGUGGAAGAGGACAUUCCAAAAGGAUCGUGGAGCCUGCAGUUUGAACGAGGAAGUGGGCUGGUCACUCUCCGCAGCCUACUCUGGCAGGGAUACACAUUUUACCACAUUCCAGGAUCACGCAAAUACGGAUCAGUGUACUUUGGAAAUGGAGAGAAGAAUAUGGAUUUGCCAUUCAUGUUGUAAAUUUACAACCAAUGUGGCUAAUCAUCUGAAGAUGAAAAGAAACUAUUAUCUUUGUUUGAUCUGUAAAUAUAAUAUUUAUACUCUGAAUUUAGUCUCAUCAACAAAAAAUUCAAAACAAAUAUAAAUAAAAUAUAUUGAAAAGGAAGAUAUGAAAUCCAAUGUUGUCAGCGAUAGAUUUUGUUGUUGAUAGUAAUACACGUUUACCUUAGUACAAACCUACUAUUGCAAAAGUUCAGCAGUUUUAAAUGUAGUUAGAUGUGGAUUCCAUUCAAUUUACUAAUAAAAUGUAAAAAGAAAAAAAAACCCAAACAAUUUAGGAGUAAACAAGAUCUGAGGAAAUUUGGUUAAUCUUCAUGGGAGUUUAUGGAAAAACAUUCAACUCUUUGACAGUUUUUGACGGAUAUUUAUCACAUAAAGCAAAAUAUUCAUUGUUUGCAACAUUUGUUAUUCUUCACAGAUGUACAAUGUAUUGUUUGUGCCCGAUCAGUCAGCUUAAUUAUCAUCAGUCAAACCAUAUUGUUUUGACAAUGUCUUUAUUGCAGAACUUUCCACUUUGUAUUUACUAAUUUAGCAAACAUGUUUCAACUGAUGGGCUUACAAAAUACAAUGCAUUAUUCAUGAAUCACAAUCAGUAAGAUCUGCUGUUUCAGUAUUUGUUAUCUCCCUUUAUUACUGUGUACUGUUUACUACUUGUGCAUCAAAUUAUUUUAUUUUGUCUAGGUAAAUCAUUCUCAAGUCUUAAUAAAUAUUACUAUAUAACA